Molecule: messenger RNA, 1297 nt
Organism: Theobroma umbraticum
Lineage: Eukaryota; Viridiplantae; Streptophyta; Magnoliopsida; Malvales; Malvaceae
Product: transcription regulator
Biological process (GO): negative regulation of transcription by RNA polymerase III
Cellular component (GO): nucleus
Molecular function (GO): RNA polymerase III core binding
Source: RefSeq, a predicted model, not a curated record
CCGGCUGCCGAUUAAGAUUCUGAUGCCAAUAAUAUCUCAUGCUUAUAUGCUCAACUAUUAGGGUAAAAAAGGAACAGCAAAUAUAUAUAUAUUUUAUUUCAUUUAUCUCUUUUUCCAACUACGUCCCCGAUUUCCCCCUUUCAAACUUUCCUUCCCAUUUUUCUGAUCCCAUCGUUCAAAGCCAGUGGCCAUUAACGAAGGCUCCACAGUUCAAACUUUCCCCUUCUUCUCCGACUUUUAAGUGAAUUAAAUUAAGGGACCUUCCAUUUUGGCAUCCCUGACACUAAGAUCCGGUACUCACUAUGAAGUUCUUAGAAUACACUCCACUUGACCGACUAAAUGAUUUCUUGAGUGAAUUAAACCUUGGUGAACGCACCAUCAAAGGAAGCCUUGAAGCCUACUCCUGCAAACACACAGGAACAGAUAAAAGACUAUCUCUCAGUUUGGAGAAUGAGAUCCUUGACUAUCUUGGGAAAUCUUCUGAUACUGACUCCUCCUCACCAGUUGAAUUCCUUUUGAGCAGAUCAAGCCGAAAGACAUUGAUCUACUUGGUGCUUACCCUCUGUCACAUGUAUCCAGAUUAUGACUUCAGUGCAGUUAAAGCACACCAGUUCUUCACAGAGGAAAGUUGGGAUACUUUUAAGCAGAUUUUUGAUACCUACAUGCUUGAAGCCUCAAAGGAAUGGAUUGAGACAUAUGGGGGCAGUACAUUACUGGAGACUGUGUAUAAGGCUCUUGAUGAGGUUGUGAAACUCUCGGAGUGCGAAAUUUACAGUUAUAACGCAGACUCUGAUGCAGAUCCCUUUCUGGAGAAAGGAGCAAUAUGGUCAUUCAGUUUCUUCUUCUACAAUAGAAAACAAAAGCGUGUAGUGAGUUUCAGCUUUUGCUGCUUAAGUAAUUUGGUGGCUGAUGGAUUUCAUGCGGAUAACUUAUGUUAUGAGGAAGAUGGUGAAAUAUUUGAUAACAUGGACAUAUGACCACAAACAUGUACAUACUGCUUGUACAAUGAGUCAAAACCCUUGACAUUGGUGUGUAUUUAUGUUAAUGUAAUGUAUUGCUUACAUGAGCUGAGUAGAUUAGCUUUUCUAAUUUGCUGUGUACAUGUAGUUGGUAGACGCUCCCCAUGUAAUUGGAGGAUAGAAUAAUGAUGUCUAUAAAAAUGUGUCAAAUUUGAGUUUAGGUUCAUUAAGUUUGUUUCAGACAUUCCCUACCUAUCUGUGGCUCCUAUGUUUGAGGCUAUAGUCAUUUGUACUUGUAUAUGUUUGAACAACUGCUGAUUUACGUGUAUUGUUGGAUA